This is a messenger RNA of Peronospora belbahrii, 1506 nucleotides long. NCBI's taxonomy places the organism in Eukaryota, Oomycota, Peronosporomycetes, Peronosporales, Peronosporaceae. The record is from the annotation of a GenBank genome assembly.
AUGCACUUUCAAAUGCUGCAUCAACUUAAUGCUCGCGUACUUACAUGUUUACGUAUACGAGCUGGUCAUGCUCGUUUCUUAUCAUACCAUAAAGUGUAUGAGAAUGCUGACACUGCCGUUGGCGAUAUUCCAUCAAGGUCCACGCUGAUCGUGGGCGGGUUUGGGCUUUGCGGUAUUCCAGAAAAUAGUAUCCAAGCAUUGGUAAAACAGGGAGCCAAAGAUUUGACGGUUGUAUCAAAUAAUGCAGGUGUAGACGACUUUGGGCUAGGACUGCUGCUUCAAACACGUCAGAUUAAACGAAUGAUCUCGUCGUAUGUGGGAGAAAAUGCACUUUUUGAGAAACUUUAUCUGACUGGGGAGCUGGAAGUCGAACUUACACCGCAAGGAACACUUGCUGAACGUAUUCGAGCUGGUGGGUGUGGAAUUCCAGCGUUUUACACACCAACGGCCUAUGGGACCAUCAUUCAAGAAGGAGGAUUUGCGAUCAAACUCAAGUCAGAUGGUUCGAUCGACAUUCCAAGUGCUCCACGAGAAGUUCGGCAGUUUAAAGGCCGGAAUUACGUGAUGGAAGAGGGAAUCACGGGCGAUUUUGCGCUCGUCAAGGCGUGGAAAGGAGAUACCGACGGCAAUUUGGUGUUUCGAGGCACAGCGCGCAACUUUAAUGCUGAUGCAGCCAAAGCUGGUCAAAUUACGAUAGCAGAAGUGGAGGAGCUGGUGCUGCCAGGCGACAUUCAUCCAGACGAAGUUCAUUUGCCGGGCAUCUACGUGCAGCGUAUUUUCAAGGCCAACACGAUGGAGAAACGAAUUGAGAGACUCACUCUUUCCAAUGCAAAGAACUCGCAGUAUAAAAUAUCACCAGAUCGUGAGCGCAUUAUCCGCCGCGCAGCUAAAGAAUUGAAAGAUGGAAUGUACGUAAACCUGGGCAUCGGUUUGCCGACGCUAGCAUCCAACUACAUACCGGACGGAGUCAAGGUAAUCUUACAAAGUGAAAAUGGGCUCCUGGGCAUGGGGCCAUAUCCCAACGAGGGCGCACAAGAUCCGGACUUGAUCAACGCUGGCAAGGAAACUGUAACGUUUUUGCCAGGUUCAUCCACUUUUUCAUCGUCUGAAUCAUUCGCUAUGAUUCGUGGCGGUCAUGUGCAUCUUACGAUCCUUGGUGCGCUUCAAGUUGCAGAGAACGGCGAUUUAGCAAAUUGGAUUAUCCCGGGUAAAAUGGUGAAGGGAAUGGGUGGUGCAAUGGACCUCGUUGGAAGUGGUAAUCGUGUCGUAGUUACAAUGGAGCAUAAUGCAAAGGGCGGGGCCAAAAAGAUUCUCAAAGACUGUUCUCUACCACUUACUGGUAAGAACGUUGUGAACACUAUCAUUACAGAAUUGGGAGUUUUCGACGUGGUAGAUGGCAAAGGCCUCGUGUUGAUUGAAAUUGCACCAACCGUUACAGUGGAUGGUAUUCGUGAGCGUACAGAGGCAUCUUUUACGGUUGCGUCAGACUUGAAGUCAAUGGAGUAG